GUCUGUUACCCCACCUUCUUGUAAAAGAAUUAUUUUUUGGAGAAAAAAUGGGAGGAGAAACAAAAUCCUUACUGUUGGAGCUGAUUUAAUAGGUCAAAUUGCUCACACUAUGUCAUCUGGGAGAUGGAGAUAACAUAGAAGCGGAGAGUAAUCAAGAGGCGCAAGAAAGCUCAUAUGGCUCAAUCAUGAUGCAGAAGUUGACAGGAAGUAAAGAAGGUCGCAUUGAUCACACACUUCAAGAUAAAACAUUUCAACAUCCGUACAUAUCAGCCCUAAAAUCACAUACAAACUACUGGCGGGAUCGUGAUACUGCGCUUUUUAUACUUGAACAUUUGUAUCGUGAUAUACCUGAAGAGCCCGAUUCACCUGAUGAAUCCAACUCUGGAAUUUCUGAUAAGACAACCAGCUCUAGUAACAGAUUUUAUCAAAGUUUGACCUUGCUUGACGAAGAUCUUCCUCUAACAUUCUCCGACAGGAAUGUCAUUAAGGAGUUUUCAAGGAAAGUGAAGAAACAAAUGAACAACAGGUAGUGGCAUUUUAUUGCUCAAUGGUGCCCACUGUAAAGAAGUUCCGAGGAUUUUCAAAUUCGAAGGCUGUUUCAAUUUCCACAUUACCAGGUGAUAAUUCAGUUGUUAGAUGGAUAGGUUUCUGAAGUCAAACUGUAAGUAAGUUUCCAUCUUUCAGAUUAUCUAAUGAAUUGGCGUGGGUUGGAUGUAAAUAGAUAGUAAUAAGAGGAUGGAGAAGUAGCUCUGUAUAUUUUGGCAGUGGGACUAGAAGAAGAAAUAAAACAAAUAAUAAUUUAUUAGAUUCCAGACAAAAUAAAUUUAUUGUUGGCUAAUGCCCAGCUAGAUGCA
This is a messenger RNA of Papaver somniferum (opium poppy), 854 nucleotides long. Its product is annotated as phospholipase SGR2-like. The transcript has 4 exons. Gene Ontology annotation, molecular function: glycerophospholipase activity; metal ion binding. The coding region runs from base 186 to 530 and encodes 114 amino acids. Gene Ontology annotation, cellular component: cytoplasm. The record is from RefSeq and is a predicted model, not a curated record. NCBI's taxonomy places the organism in Eukaryota, Viridiplantae, Streptophyta, Magnoliopsida, Ranunculales, Papaveraceae.